Messenger RNA from Quercus lobata, 522 nucleotides. RefSeq names its product putative F-box/LRR-repeat protein At4g13960. Lineage: Eukaryota; Viridiplantae; Streptophyta; Magnoliopsida; Fagales; Fagaceae. Gene Ontology annotation, molecular function: protein binding. The coding region runs from base 1 to 522 and encodes 173 amino acids. The record is from RefSeq and is a predicted model, not a curated record. The transcript has 2 exons.
AUGGAGAUGACACUGCCGCCUCUGUCUCCUCCUUCCGACGACAAGUGCAAUCGGAACGAUGAGGAUUCAAAGGAUCAGAUUAGUCAGUUGCCAGAUGAACUGAUCGUCUCUAUUCUGUCUUUCAUGACUUUGAAAGAAGCAGUCAGAACCAGUGUUCUUUCACACAGAUGGAAACAACUUUGGCCAUUCUUCACUGGUAGUUUGGACUUUGAUGAUCCAGAUACUUUUUGGGCCAUUGCUGAUCGAAAGAAAAAAAUUAAAGGAGAAAGGAGAAAGUUUGUGAAAAGGGUGAACCAUGUUCUAAAAUUACAUCAAGGCUCAAAUAUAGACCAAUUCAGAAUUUGUUUUGAGUUUGAUAACCAUCAUAAACAUCACAUUGAUGGAUGGAUUGACUCUGCAAUCUCAAAGGGAGUUAAGAGGCUUGAAUUGGACUUUACACCAACAGAGGCAUGCGAAAAACAAAUGCUUUAUACAUUUCCACCAAAAGUUCUGUGGUUGGAGUAUCUUGCUUCAAGUCCCUGA